GGUCGGGUUGGGUAGAGCCGCCUGCGCGCUCCUCUGGCAGACGCGGCUCCCCGCCAGCCCCGCUCUCCUCGUCUGGGUAGACGUGGCCGCGCGGCCUCUCCCGGUGCCCCAUGGCCGAGGGGGACGCAGGGAGUGACCAGAGGCAGAAUGAGGAAAUUGAAGCAAUGGCAGCCAUUUAUGGCGAGGAGUGGUGUGUCAUUGAUGACUGUGCCAAAAUAUUUUGCAUUAGAAUUAGCGACGAUAUAGAUGACCCCAAGUGGACACUAUGCUUGCAGGUGAUGCUACCGAGUGAAUACCCAGGUACAGCUCCACCAAUUUAUCAAUUGAAUGCUCCAUGGCUGAAAGGUCAAGAACGUGCAGAAUUAUCCAACAGUCUUGAGGAAAUAUAUAUACAGAAUAUUGGUGAAAGCAUUCUUUACCUAUGGGUGGAGAAAAUAAGAGAUGUUCUGAUACAAAAAUCUCAGAUGAAAGAACCAGGCCCAGAUUUGCAAAAGAAAACUGAAGAGGAAAAUGUUGACGUUGAAGAAGAUCUCAUUGUAACAAGUCAGUCAGAAAAUUCAGCUAAGGCAUUGGAUUUGAAUGUUGUUGAAAAUCAGCCAGAAAUAGAAGAAUUACCUCCAAUUGAUCACGGCGUUCCUAUUACAGACCGAAGAAGCACUUUUCAGGCACACUUGGCACCAGUAGUUUGUCCUAAGCAGGUGAAAAUGGUCCUUGCCAAAUUAUAUGAGACUAAGAAAAUAGCCAGUGCCACCCAUAACAUCUACGCCUAUAGAAUAUAUUGUGAGGAUAAACACACCUUCUUGCAGGACUGUGAGGAUGAUGGGGAAACAGCAGCUGGUGGGCGUCUUCUCCAUCUCAUGGAGAUUCUGAAUGUGCGGAAUGUCAUGGUGGUAGUGUCACGCUGGUACGGAGGGAUUCUGCUAGGACCAGAUCGCUUUAAACAUAUCAACAACUGUGCCAGAAAUAUACUUGUGGAGAAGAGUUACACAAGUUCACCUGAAGAAUCAUCUAAGAGUUUGGGAAAGAACAAAAAAGUAAAAAAAGACAAGAAGAGGAAUGACCAUUAAUACUUGAAAUGAUGUAAAGGGUUAAUUUGCCCGUAAUUAUGUACAUAUUCCAUAGUCAUCACGGAAUAUACAGAAGACAGUAUCCUUGACUGCUCAACCAGCCAAUUUAUUGUGGACACCAGCAUUAUCUUUUCCUCUUUGGUUCUAUCAUCUGCCAGCAGUAGAGAAUUUGCGAUAUAUUCAUAUGUGUUUCUGGCUUAUUUGUAAGAACUAAUUUGAGCUUAAUCACCACUUCAUCUAAUUUUAGGAAGGUAACAGUUGCCCAGGGCAGUACCUGAAUUAACUGUCCAUUGCAGUUCAUGUCAAGUGCCUUUGUUGGGUGUGGAAGAAAUGUCUCCAGAGGAAUAUUAAUGCCUGGUUUCUUGUUAUAGACAUUCUCAUACUGUUAAAUGAGUGUUGCCUUUUCCUGCUCUUUGCAGCUUAUUGGAGUAGGAGCUCAUUGAAGGUGGAUCUUAGAGAGUUUUUCCUUGUCAUUUCAGCUCUUUCAUAUGUCAAGUUCCAUUAGAUAACGCUCGUUCCUGAGUAGUAGAUCAUAGGAAAGUGCAGCGUGUCCAUGUGUGGUUCUGUGCCAGGGCGAUAAUCCACCUAACAUAUUUGUUAGCCUCAGUGUGGUGCCUCAGUGUCUGUCACAAAUUAGUGAUUGUGAAAUUUCAAAAAGUGAUUUUCUAAUUUUUGCCUUUCCUUGCUUAGUCAUUUUAAUGUAAAAUAAUGAACAUGGAAUAUUUGUAGGCCUCCACUCCUGAAAUUUGUUAGUGUAAUAUUCUGGUGUCUCUCAACAAUGUCCCUUUACAUGUUCUUCACUGGGGGAUUAGAACUGUUGUAAGGUAUGUGGUAGUCAAUGGGACAUUUAGAUCACUGGGGUAGAGGCGGCAGAGUGCCACUGGUUUGGGGUAUGAAUUGCUGUGAACUUGAUGCACACUUCCCAUUUUAGUUCCAUGAUUUUUGUGGAGAGAAGAAGCAAAUCUUUUGAUCACAGGAACAAAGAAGCCCUUCCCCCAUAUUUUUAGCAGCUCUUCAUUUUUGUCAGUCUCUGUUUCAUCUCCAAGUUAACUGGAGGCUCUAAAACAUAAUUUUACCUUUGACAUAGAAUAACUUGUGCACUGUUCCUUUCAGGUGUGAGGACAGUAAUCACUGAAUGGGUUAACUGAUCGUAGAGUGCGAUUUCCUUUCCAAGGGAGGGAACACAAAGUGAGAGACAGCUUUGUGAUGGCACUGUAAUAGUCUGAGGCUGGGCAGGUGUUUUACUCUUAAAUUUUCUACCUUGAAAGAUCCACGUCCUUGCUUGGUAUUUUUAAUAAGAAUCUAGUAAAUGGCUUUAUGCUAAGAUGGAUUCUGAGACAUGAAAUCUUAUUUUUCAACAUUAUUUAAUAUUGUAAGGUAUCAAGAAUUAUAGGAUAAAGCUGGGCGUGGUGGCGCACGCCUUUAAUCCCAGCACUCGGGAGGCAGAGGUAGGAGGAUUGCCAUGAGUUCGAGGCCACCCUGAGACUCCAUAGUGAAUUCCAGGUCAGCCUGGGCUAGAGUGAGACCCUACCUCAAAAAAUUAAAAAAAAAAAAAGAAUUAUAGGAUGACCUAUAUACUUGCAGCACUUACCUUUGUUUCCAUGAAAUGUUAAGUAUAUCCUAUGUAUUAACUAUUGAGAUAAUGAAGAAGUUAGCAGCCAUUUAUCAAAGUAACUUAGCAGUUUGACAUUUCAAAUCUGUGACAGGUGAUAGCAAACACUUAAGAAUUUGAUACUGCAGGAGAAAGAAGUUAGUUUUUCUGUCACACUAAAUUUAAUUAUUUGAAUUUCUUUCUUGGUGUUUUAUCCAGUAUUUUAUUUCUUUGAGUCUUUACAGAAGAUAAAACACUUUUUACAUCUAUGAUCUCAUGUUCCUCACUUAAAAACAUGGAAUAAAAUCUCUAAUCUCCUAUACUGAAAUUCGUUUAAAUGAUAAGAGGAGAGAUCCAAAAUUCUUCAUCUCUAAAUUGUAAGUUACUUUACAUUAUACCUAUACCUUUAAUGCCAACUUAAUAAUGACAGCAUGCUUUUCUCUGUGUAAUAUAGAGAAAAAACUCUAUAUAGAGGACUGUCUGAUUCUCUAGAUAAUAAUUUCUUAUAACCAGAUUUGUGUUGUUGAAUAUUUUAUCUUAGUUAAAAUUUUUCUCCAGGGCUGAGGAGAUGGCUUAAUGGGUAGAAGCACUUGCUGUGCAAGUGUGAGGGCCUGAGCCCGGCUCCGCGGAAUGCUGAGAAGCCAGACACAGCAGGAAUGUCAGUUACUACAGCGGGUUUGGAAGCAGAGCCAGGAAAAUCCUCAGAAGCUCGUGGGCCAGGUAGCCUGGUGUUUGCAGUGGGGAGUCAGAGCCCCUGCCUCCAACAAGGUGGAAGGUGAGCACCAGCACCCAGGGUUGUCCUCUGACCUCUGCAUAUGUGCCCAGAUUCACAAACAACACACAUCAUACACACGUCACUUACACAAAAAUGAACGAUUAAAAAAUAUUCAACAUGUGCCAGUAUAUAGACAAAAGUAGCAUCUACUUUUUUAAAUGGGAAUCGCAGUAGCUGCAUCAAAGGAAUGCUUUGGAGGUGGGUAUCAUGAAAAAGCCUAUUUGAAGAAAAUUAUAUCAAACAUUACAACCAAGGAAGAGCAGAUGAAGCUGACACUAUUACAAGACAGGUGAAAUUCAUGGUGCAGUCAUCUCCAAUUCCACUAUAGAAAUAACUAUAAGCAUUGGGUGUAUACAUUUAUUAUUUUUUCUUAUGCAUGAUUUUAUAUAUAUGUCUAUUUUUCUUUCCACAAAAUGGUAUUAAACUGUGAAUAUUGUUUUGUAUCCAAUACAUUUCAUAUAGAUGUAUAUUGUUAACAUUUUCUCAUGCCAAUAAAUAUUCUUCUAUGGCCUAA
Messenger RNA from Jaculus jaculus (lesser Egyptian jerboa), 3947 nucleotides. It is a transcript of the gene Impact, whose product is annotated as impact RWD domain protein. Gene Ontology annotation, molecular function: protein binding. NCBI's taxonomy places the organism in Eukaryota, Metazoa, Chordata, Mammalia, Rodentia, Dipodidae. Bases 111 to 1067 code for a protein of 318 amino acids. The transcript is spliced from 11 exons. Gene Ontology annotation, biological process: regulation of translational initiation. Gene Ontology annotation, cellular component: cytoplasm. The record is from RefSeq and is a predicted model, not a curated record.